Sabethes cyaneus is the source of this 1229-nucleotide messenger RNA. RefSeq names its product transcription termination factor 3, mitochondrial (gene mTerf3). The transcript is spliced from 2 exons. Gene Ontology annotation, cellular component: mitochondrion. Gene Ontology annotation, molecular function: double-stranded DNA binding. Gene Ontology annotation, biological process: mitochondrial ribosome assembly; regulation of DNA-templated transcription. The record is from RefSeq and is a predicted model, not a curated record. The coding region runs from base 22 to 1062 and encodes 346 amino acids. Lineage: Eukaryota; Metazoa; Arthropoda; Insecta; Diptera; Culicidae.
AUUAAUUUUAAGUAGUUUAAUAUGUAUUUUUUCUCCCGUGUUUUGAUCAGAAAAAUCAACCAACUAUCUAACCAACGUUUUGCGUCAGAAGCAGUAACAGAUAUUCAAUCCAAGUUUAGUGGUCUCAGUUUAAAGCAUGGUAUUGAAAAUGCUGAUGCUGAUAUUCACCGGUCACCAUUGGAGCCUGUCUCGGAAAAUGUUCCCACUGUAGAAAUAUAUCCAAACAUUCGGCCAACAUUCAACUUUGCUGCCUAUGUAAAUAAAUCUGAGCCACUACAGCAACUGGUUCGACUAGGUGUCGACCUCCAUAAGCUGGAAAAACGCAAAGGAAUACCGCAAUUUAUCCUAAAACUCGACUUCGAACGAAAUAUGAAACAACAUCUCAGAUUUCUCACCGAUGUUGGUGUUGCUGCGGAAGGCCUAGGAGAAUUCAUAACGAAGAAUCCGUUGAUAUUUAAAGAAGAAAUUGGCAACAUGGAAGUUCGCAUCAACUACUUGCAGUCCAAGCAAUUUAUGCCGGAGCAAAUCACUAGAAUUGUUAGCAAAAACCCGUUCUGGCUAAUGAUCAGCACUAAAAGAAUAGAUAAGCGACUAGGUUUCUUUCAAAAAACCUUCGAACUUGGUGGCAAUGAUGUGCGUUUAUUAACGACGAAACAACCCAGGCUGAUCACGUACAAUUUGGAACACAUUAGAAAAAAUACGUUUGCAAUCAAAGAAGAAAUGGGCUUCGAAAAAGAGCAAAUUAAGCAACUGCUGCUAAGUAAACCUAAACUUUGGAUGAUAAAUGAAGAUAAUCUUAUGCAUCGAUUUGAAUACAUUAAUCGUAAAAUGCAACUUACAAACGCUGAAAUACUUAGAACACCUGAGAUUCUGCUGGCUCGUGAAUACCGGAUAAAACAGCGUCAUGGCUUUUUACAGUUUUUGGGGAAAGCUCAGUACAACCCGCGGAAGGAACUUUAUAUCUCGCCUAAAACGCUGGUUGAAGGUAACGAUCAAGACUUUGUCAUUCAUGUUGCUAAAUCGGAUAUGUUAAGUUAUAACAACUACUUGAAGACACUAUGAUGUUAAAUAUCACAUAAAGAAAUAAAAAUAUAUUGAAGACGAAGGUUGAUCAGAUCAAAUUUAAAACAAACAGUGCCUUGAUUGCUUUUUUGUACAUUAACUAAGUUUGCCGAGUUCAAUUUUUCGUUUCAAUGCAUGGAUCGAGGUAAACAAUAAAGAAUCGAUUA